Numida meleagris (helmeted guineafowl) is the source of this 1846-nucleotide messenger RNA. RefSeq names its product splicing factor 3b subunit 5 (gene SF3B5). Lineage: Eukaryota; Metazoa; Chordata; Aves; Galliformes; Numididae. The transcript has a single exon. Bases 64 to 324 code for a protein of 86 amino acids. Gene Ontology annotation, biological process: mRNA splicing, via spliceosome. Gene Ontology annotation, cellular component: precatalytic spliceosome; U2 snRNP. The record is from RefSeq and is a predicted model, not a curated record.
AAAAGGCGUCCACUGUUCGGUGACGUCACUUCCGGCCGCCAUUUGACUUGACGGGGCGGCAGCAUGACGGACCGCUACACCAUCCACAGCCAGCUGGAGCAUCUCCAGUCCAAGUACAUCGGGACGGGCCACGCCGACACCACCAAGUGGGAGUGGCUGGUGAACCAGCAUCGCGACUCGUACUGCUCCUACAUGGGCCACUUCGACCUGCUCAACUACUUCGCCAUCGCCGAGAAUGAGAGCAAGGCGCGCGUCCGCUUCAACCUCAUGGAGAAGAUGCUGCAGCCCUGCGGGCCGCCCGCCGACAAGCCUGAUGAGUCCUAGCCCGGCGCCCUGCCCGCCGACCCCUGCCCCGGCCCCGCUGUGACGCCGCACACCGCGGGGAGAUGGACGGAGUCGCCCCGAUCCUCGUGUCCCGCGUCCUGUGUUCGGCGAAGGGUGCUGGAGGGAGAAGGAAGCCCUGUAAAACGCCCGCUCUUGGACACUUCCGUUUCUCUUAGUUGUACAGCUGUUUGCCCUGUAUUUUUUUUUUUAAUGGGAAAUAAAACCUGGGCAUUUCUAACGUCUUGUGUGGUAAUCUGCUGACAAGAGCUCUUGGUUCUAAAGAGAAUGCUGAUCAGUGCAGCUGUCCAGAUGCUUAACAGAUAGCAUGAUAGCAUCUUCCCAGCCCCACUGACUGGUACUUGCUCACUAGCACUGUAUGCUGGGAGGGAGAGGAGGAAGCCUGUCGGCACUGAAAGUGUUUGAUUUGUUGUUAGCAUUUCUUGAAUGAUCUGUGAUUAAAAUACAGGUCCAUUGCUUAAAGGCACUUAAACUUAAUAGAGACUUUUCUUUGUGUACUGUUUUGUGCGUCAUUUUCCUUUCCCCUGUGUGUUGCAUUUUCCAAAUCUUUAUUGUCUCUAUUCCAGUUUAGCUUCUUUUUUACAUAUGUUUGUAGCCAUCUAGUGAUUAAAAACGUUUCCAUGAUUCGCUACGCAAGUGAGUAUGAAUGUGGGGUUUAGGCACUGUAAACCAUUUUGCCAAAUGACCUCUCAACAUUUUUCCUUCCUGCGAGCUAAAAAAAAAAAUAAUUAUUUAUUACUACUUUGAAGUAAAAUGCCUAGAAAUCCCUAUGAGGUGACUGUCACUUUAGUUAUAUUCAGACUGCAAACAGAACGGGUGUCAGGUUUGUCACCUAAAGUAGGCUUUCUCUUAUUGUAGUAAAAAUAAAUUCUGAUUUCUAAUAGAAAGCCUCAAAGUAAAGCAUAGUUAAGGCUGUAUGCAAGUUUACCAAUGACGUUUUUGAGGUUGGUGAUCUCAAAACUUCUGGGCAAUAAAAACCUCAUAACUCUUUACUGAGCCUUUUAAAACUAAGCUGUUCAAACUACUGAAGUAAGAAUAAGUGCAUACGUUCCAAAGGUCACAUUCAAGCCACGAUACCCAUCUGAUGAACUCAGGAAAUAGCAUUUUGUUUUGUGUUGUUUUUUUUUUUGUUGUUGUUGCACAUACUACAAGAGCAAAGAUUAAAUGAUCCUAAAUAAAUGUAACCUGCCAGAUUUGUGGGGGACUGCAGUUUUUAAGACAUUAAUUUGUAGAAGUAGUUUUUAGAAAAGUCCUCUUUUGCACUUUUCGGUGCAGUUCAUCUUUAAAAUUGGUAUUUUCGGGAGGGUUAUGUAGUACUUCAAAAUCAGUGUAGCAGAACAGCUUGAAAUAGAUGUGCAAGCUGAUGCAGGUAAUUUGAAGAGAAUCAAUUCCUUACCAACAAUGGAACAUGGCUGAAAGAUUUUCCUUGAAUGAGAUGAGAUAUUUAAAAGUGGAUAUGCAAUACAGUUUUACAAAAAUGAAGCAAAACUCAUAUUUAAAUAAA